Molecule: messenger RNA, 615 nt
Organism: Symbiodinium necroappetens
Lineage: Eukaryota; Dinophyceae; Suessiales; Symbiodiniaceae
Source: the annotation of a GenBank genome assembly
AUGGGUUAUCCUCGAGGAUAUACAGCUCUGUUGAACUCUUUCAGUCACCAGCAGCGAGUGAGUGUUGCGGUUCACGUGCCAGCUUUAGCAGUGUGUUUGUCUGCGAUGCUUUCGCACCUGCCACGUCAGCCUGAGCCGGCAUGGUCCAGGCCCUGGGAACAUCUGUCGACUGCCUUGUCGUUGCAGCACCCGUUGGCCCACUCGCCGCUGCUUGAACAGGACGCGCAGCGCUACGUGGAUGGCCUUGAGAAGGAUCUCCGCGUCCACCCUCGCGCGGAGGUGAUCCUCGAAGAGACAGAGAAGGAGCAGUGCAGCCAGAGGUUUCGCCUGAUGAUCUGUUUCGAAUGGUUGAGCAUGAACUACUUGGACAUCGUGCUCCGGCACAUGCCGGCUCGCACAGUCCGCAUGUUCCCGCGCCCCGCGGUUUGUGCUUUGCCCAGCUUCACUGCCGGCCCUGGUACUACUGGGUCCCCUCUGAGCAGAACGUUUCAGAUCCCCUCAGUCGUCUCGGGUUCCAAGAUCCCGCGAUUGCUGCUAGAAUCACUUGCGGCAAGCUUCAGCCGCUUAGUAUCCGCCCUGAUUUCUCUGUGUUUCGUCAAGACAUGGAGAUUGUGA